Molecule: messenger RNA, 400 nt
Organism: Plectropomus leopardus (leopard coralgrouper)
Lineage: Eukaryota; Metazoa; Chordata; Actinopteri; Perciformes; Serranidae
Source: RefSeq, a predicted model, not a curated record
UGACAACCUGAUCCUGCGGUUGGCAAAGGCAGCAGGAGAAGUUCUGGGAAAGACCCACGAUGAGCUGAUGUACGCCUUCGGGGUCUACAUGGUCAAAAGGAUCGGAAACUAUGGAUACGAGCGGAUCCUUAAGGUUUUGGGGCGAAAUGUGCGCGACUUCAUCAACGAGCUGGACAACCUGCACGAGUACUUCCGCUUCUCCUUCCCCAAAGUUCAGCCGCCGAGUUUCUGCGUGGAGGAGGAGUGUGAGACGAGCCUGACGCUGCACUACCGCAGCACGCGCAAGGGCUUCACGCAGUUCGUCAAAGGACAGCUCUCUCAAGUGGGACGCCAAUUCUACAACACAGACAUCGAAGUGGAGAUCCUGUCCAAAGAGGAGACGGAGAAAAUGACGUAUGUG